AUGUAUAUAGAGUAGUUCAGUGCCAGUCGUCGUAGUAGAAAUUUUGUUCUUUUUUUUUUCUUUUUUUUUGGUCACUCUGUAGAAAACAAUAGUCGUAAAAUUCCGUCAGCUCUAAAAAUAAAAAGUAUCAAGCAAUAGAAAAAAAUUUGUAAUCGUUUAGGAAAGUAGUACUAAACUCUUUAAGCUUUAUUCAAAAACUUUUGUACGGCACUUCGUAUGUCCAUUCAGAAUCUCAAUUCACGCGAUCCAUUCGCGGAUGCCAUCAGCGGACCCGAUGAUGACAUCCAAGACGGUCUCGUUCACAUCCGUAUUCAACAACGCAACGGCCGCAAGACAUUAACCACUGUCCAAGGGCUGUCGGCUGAUUACGAUCUGAAGAAAAUUGUGCGUUCCUGCAAAAAGGAAUUCGCCUGCAACGGCACAGUCAUUGAGCAUCCUGAGUACGGUGAGGUCUUGCAACUUCAGGGCGAUCAACGCGAGAAUAUUUGCCAGUGGCUAACUAAAGCUGGCCUCGCUAAGGCGGAUCGCCUCAAGGUACAUGGCUUCUGAGGAAAAGGAGCUCCCCAUUGGAAUACAAGAAGCAAUAGCACACUAAAGUUAAUGCAAACAUAGAUUAACAACACACCAACAAUAGUAACGACCACAAUUAUUCAACAUGCGUAGUUAUUUUUCAUUCAAUAUCAGUUAAUAAAAGUUUUACAGUUCUGCAGUGCUAA
This is a messenger RNA of Drosophila albomicans, 716 nucleotides long. RefSeq names its product eukaryotic translation initiation factor eIF1-like. The record is from RefSeq and is a predicted model, not a curated record. Gene Ontology annotation, biological process: translational initiation. Gene Ontology annotation, cellular component: eukaryotic 43S preinitiation complex. Lineage: Eukaryota; Metazoa; Arthropoda; Insecta; Diptera; Drosophilidae. Gene Ontology annotation, molecular function: RNA binding; ribosomal small subunit binding; translation initiation factor activity. Bases 217 to 549 code for a protein of 110 amino acids. The transcript has a single exon.